Messenger RNA from Durusdinium trenchii, 496 nucleotides. NCBI's taxonomy places the organism in Eukaryota, Dinophyceae, Suessiales, Symbiodiniaceae. The record is from the annotation of a GenBank genome assembly.
GUAUAGCAUACACUGGCAUGUGCGGCGCAGCGUUGGGCUCAUAACCAUGGAUUCCUUGGAUUUUGCUGUUCGUCCCCCCACCGUGGGCCGAGCCAUUGGCCUUGCCGGAUGUGGAAACGCAUCCAGUCGGGUCUCCUUGGCCUCGGCCUCUCGGAGCGGCGGAAUGGCCGUAGCGGUGGCGACCCUGGCGCUGGCGCAUCACACCCGUCAGAGGCGAACGGAACGAAUGAAGCAGAUCCAGCUGAAGGCUGAGUUGAAGGCAGCUGCAAAGGUAGCUACCUCCAGAGAGACGCCUGCACCACACGAUUUGCUGCUGAGAGUAGCAAGCGGUGAGGUGGGGGACCAUACUCCAGUGUGGCUCAUGCGGCAAGCAGGCCGCUAUAUGAAAGCCUUCAGGGCGUACUCUGAAAGAUACCCUUUCAGGCAACGCUCCGAAACGCCGGCCAUGGCCACCGAGUUGUCCCUUCAGUGCUGGCGACAGAUGCUUGGGCUGUGA